Messenger RNA from Rhea pennata, 4034 nucleotides. RefSeq names its product butyrylcholinesterase (gene BCHE). Gene Ontology annotation, molecular function: acetylcholinesterase activity. The transcript has 4 exons. Gene Ontology annotation, cellular component: plasma membrane. Bases 97 to 1905 code for a protein of 602 amino acids. The record is from RefSeq and is a predicted model, not a curated record. Gene Ontology annotation, biological process: choline metabolic process; acetylcholine catabolic process. Lineage: Eukaryota; Metazoa; Chordata; Aves; Rheiformes; Rheidae.
GCUUAAAGCAGCAGCUGCAUACUGCAUUUUCACUGAAGUGUUCAAAGAGCCUGACUCUUACAAACUUUGUAGUUCUGGUGGCAGAGGUGGGAUACCAUGAUUUGGAAAAAUGGUACACGUGUCCAUACCAGAUUUCUUAUGUGGUUUCUCCUCCUGAAUAUGUUCAUCAAGAAGGCACUGCCUGAAGAGAACAUCAUUACAACUAAGAAAGGCAGAGUAAGGGGGAUGAACUUGCAGGUACUAGGGGGAACUGUGACAGCCUUCCUUGGAAUUCCUUACGGACAACCACCUAUUGGCAGACUGAGAUUUCAAAAACCAGAACCUCGUGAGAAGUGGUCAGAUGUCUGGGAUGCCACGAAACAGGCAAACUCUUGUUACCAAUCUCUAGAUACAGCUUUCCCUGGAUUUCCUGGAUCGGAGAUGUGGAAUCCAAAAACCAACCUAAGUGAAGACUGCUUAUACCUUAAUGUAUGGACUCCCUCACCCAGAACUAAGAAUGCAACUGUGAUGGUGUGGAUAUACGGAGGUGGCUUUGAAACUGGGUCAUCUUCCCUGCCUGUCUAUGAUGGCAAGUUUCUGGCUAGGGUUGAAAGAGUCAUUGUUGUUUCCAUGAACUACAGGGUUGGCGCAUUAGGAUUUUUGGCUUUGCCAGGAAACCAGGUUGCUCCUGGAAAUGCAGGUUUAUUUGAUCAAAGAUUAGCACUUCAGUGGGUCCAGGAGAACAUAGCAGCUUUUGGAGGCAAUCCAAGAAGUGUGACUAUCUUUGGAGAGAGUGCUGGCUCGGCUUCUGUCAGCUACCAUGUCCUUUCUCCUGAAAGCCAUCCUUUUUUCACAAGAGCCAUCAUGCAAAGUGGAUCUGCAAAUGCCCCUUGGGGCGCAAUAACACCGUCAGAAGCCAGGAACAGAACUGUGGCUUUAGCCAAGCAUCUCCACUGUCCUACCAGCAAUGAGACAGAGCUAAUCCUCUGCCUCCAAGACAAGGACCCUCAGGAUAUAUUGGACAGUGAGAUUUUUGCUGUAACACAUGAUUCUCUUCUUAAAAUAUAUUUUUGUCCAACUGUGGAUGGUGAUUUUCUUUUGGACAUGCCAAAAACAUUGGUUGAAAAUGGCCUUUUUAAACAAACACAGAUCUUAAUUGGCGUUAACAAAGAUGAAGGAUCAAGUUUUCUAGUGUAUGGAGUACCUGGCUUCAGCAAAGAUAAUGAUAGCCUGAUCAAUAAAACAGAAUUUCAAACGGCUUUAACAUAUGCCUUCCCAGAAGCAAGCCAGCUUGCAGUGGAAUCGAUCAUAUUUCAGUACACAGACUGGGAAAAUGAGCAGAAACCAGAACAUUACCGUGAUGCCAUGGAUGACGUAGUUGGUGAUUACAAUAUAAUAUGUCCUGCUGUGGAAUUCGCAAAAAAAUUUGCACAGCUCGGACACAACGCGUUCUUCUACUUCUUCGAACAUCGAUCCUCGAAGCUCCCUUGGCCAGAGUGGAUGGGAGUGAUGCACGGUUAUGAGAUUGAGUUUGUGUUUGGAUUACCCUUAGAAAGAAGAGCUAAUUACACCAAGGCUGAAGAAAUCUUAAGUAGGUCCAUGUUGCGAUACUGGGCAAGUUUUGCAAAAACAGGAACGCCAAACGCGACUCUGGUUAACGGAACGAGAUGGCCCGUCUUCACGAGUACCAAACAAAAAUACUUAACUUUAAGUACUGAAGCUUCAGAGAUACGUACAAAGUUGCGUGCUCAGCAGUGUCGAUUCUGGAAUACAUUUUUUCCCAAAGUCCUGGAAAUGACAGGAAGUGUUGAUGAAGCAGAACAAGAGUGGAAAGCUGGAUUCCAUCGCUGGAACAAUUACAUGUCGGACUGGAAAAAUCAAUUUAAUGAUUACACUAACAAGAAGGAGAGAUGUGCAGGUCUCUAAUUAAUAUGUUUACCCUUUCCAGUAUGUCUGUAUUACUGUUGAUCAAGGCAAAUAUACAGGUAUUUCUAACAAAUCUAGCAUAAAAUAUUACGCAGAUUUUUUUAAAAAAAUGGGUAUAAUAUUAAUUCCCCAGAUCUUUCAUUUAUGUUUUAUCUCGUAUCUCAAUAAACAACAAGGCAUCCAAACCCUUUGAAGCUUCAGUAUGCUAAAUAGGACUGUAGAUAUUAAAGUCUGAACAUUAAUGAUGUACACAUUAUUACAAACAGUAGCUGCUUAAAGUCACACUUCAAAGAAGCAAUGUAAUCUGUUAUAGAAAAAUGGAUUUUUUUAAAUAGAAAUAGCAGUAUUUUAGACUAUUGUCAUGCAAAACAAUUAGUUUUGAUCUUUGACUGUGAUGCUACAACACUUAAACCUUGCUUCAGACAUAAUUUAAUUGACAUAAACAUAAAGAGAUAACAACUUUGCUGGACACACCAAAUGAUAUUUGCUUGUCAGACCAAAAAGUUUUAAGGAAGUCAUUAAAGCCUCAAGUAUUGCUUCUUUACGGCCAAAUCUGUAGGACAGCCAGAGAGGGGAGUAUUCAAACCAUCUAUUAAAGGCCUAAAAUCCUCUGCUGCCUGUGCUAGUACAAUCAUGAAGCGAGCUAGAGUAGCUGUGAAGCCUCUGCUUCUGCUAUCCCCGUUUUGCAAAGAGUGAGGCCCGAGGGAGUCGCAGAGCAACGAACCCACGGGCUGCACAAGCCCCUGCUAUGCAGCUAAACUCGAUUGCUCUGAUUUUUGUGCACCGAGUUGCCUCCCAGGUGAGCGGCAGCAUUGCAGGCUGAAGGAUGCGCCGCUAUACCGCAACGCGCCGAUCCGCGUGGUUCGGCAGAAGCGGGUCCCCAAAGCCCUGCUCACCCAGACAGGCCAGGGACCUCUCUCCAGGGUGCUCGUGCUUUUCGGCGAAAGCGCCGAAGGGCAUCGCGCACGGGGAAGCGGCCGGAGAGCAGGCUCUUUCAGCCGGCCACACGCACGAGCAGCCCCAUCCAGAAGCAGGGAAGCAGGAGGAAUGGUUGAAGUUGUAUGCCUCAAUAAUACUUUACCGAGCUUCCUUUCAGUAGCCCAUCCAGGAAGAAUAAACGUCAAAAAUUUGAUAAACAUAAGGAGGACGCAAGAGGAACAACCCACCUCAUAAAUAAAUUAUUCUGAAGCUUUUUGUAAAAGUAAUAGCCUUUCACUGUAUCCAUUUCCUGUUGUAGCGAUCAGAAGCUUUUGUAAAACUCCUUGUUGAAUUUGGCAUACUGACAAGAUCUAGACAACAGAGUGGUCUCUUUUUGGUGGCCAAUCUGACCACAUAGGAUCCCUACACAAAAAGGAGUCACCACUUAUUUUUCAGAAAGGACAAACUCUAAUUUGUGAUAGCUUUUCAUCCUUUCAGUCGCUUUUAAGAGAAUGCAAUUAUUUCUUGAAUAAAUUAGGGAGGAACAAAAAAAAAAAAAAAAAAAAAACAACAAAACAAAACAAAAUCAACAAAAAAAAAACUAUCACAAUCAGACUUCCACAAUCAAAAAAUCAAAAACCGGGUCAUUUUUAGACAAGCAGGUUAUAACUAAGAAAGUGUCUAGAGGUUAAGAAGCCCGUCUUCACACAGCACUUCAUGUUUAUAUCAUGAAUAGCGAUCUCAUUACAUACAUGGCACAGUUGCGAUAUUAAAAACAGCAUGGAGCGCUGUGUCAGUCUGCAACACACUGGAUAUUAACCACGUGUUUCCUCAUACCGACGCUGAAGAGGUGCCAGAAGAGCACUCUGCUCAUCUCCAGCUGGGCCUGCCCACGGCCCCAGGUACCCCAGACGUUCCAGGUACCAACCUGCCAUGGUGAACCUCCACGGAGCGAUACCAUCUCCAGCACACUUGCACACAGUACUUGUUGUUUUUGAUAUCCUCUCUUCAGCUGUAUUUCACUAGUUAUCUGUCUAAUCAGUCCAAUCAAUUAAAAAAAUCUGAGCUAAUUAAAAUGUACAAAUAACCUUCGGAAAGGGUGGUUGUAAAGCAGUUUAUAAAAUAUUUUGUUGGUUAGGUGUCUUUGUACGUGCUGUUAGCUAGGUUGGAUAAGGUCUAUUUGAAGAAUAAUAAAUAAUCUUUUGAGCAUA